Molecule: messenger RNA, 2064 nt
Organism: Sporisorium graminicola
Lineage: Eukaryota; Fungi; Basidiomycota; Ustilaginomycetes; Ustilaginales; Ustilaginaceae
Exons: 4
Coding region: 1-2064 (687 amino acids)
Molecular function (GO): ligase activity
Source: RefSeq, a predicted model, not a curated record
AUGUCGCUCAAUGCGCUCCAGACGCCUGAAACGCCGCUGAAGCCAGCACAUCCUGCACUGAGGCUACCAGUGUUGGAGCUGCCGCCGCUGGUAGCAGACGCUGAAACGCAAGCGAACCGUGCAGCCAACGAGGCGCUGAUCCGCGAGCUCGAACAACGCACCCAAAGCGUUCUCAACCAAGGCAGCGGUAAGACGCAGCAGCUGCAUCUCAGCCGUGGCAUGCUGCUGGCUCGCGACCGAAUCGCACUGCUGCUCGACCAAGACUCGCCCUUCCUGCAGCUAUGCACGUUUGCCGGCUACGAGCAGAAAGACUGUACGCCAUCCGGCAGCGUCGUUGGUGGUAUCGGCCUUGUCAGCAAUACGCUGACCAUGUGCAUCGCGCACAUCCCCACGCUGCAAGGCGCAUCUGCCAACCGGGCUCAAAUCGCCAAGAUCCAGCGCCUGGGCCAGAUUGCCCACGAGAAUCGACUGCCCAUCGUGUUCCUGGUGCACAGCGCCGGUGCCAGCCUGCAACAGCAAUUCGAGUUCCACCACGGUGCUCGCCAGUUCUACGACUUGGCGACUCGCUCGCAGGACGGCAUCCCAACGUGUUCUGUCGUCUUUGGCCAGUGCCCCGCAGCAGGUGCCUACACACCGGGCAUGUCGGACAUGACCAUUAUGAUCCGCGAGCAGGCACAGCUCUUCCUGGGUGGACCACCGCUGGUCAAGAUGGCCACGGGCGAGGUGAGCGACGCCGAGCAGCUGGGUGGUGCCGAGAAGCACGCGACCGUCUCGGGCGUCGCAGACUGUCUGGUCAACAACGAAGUCGAGGCGAUCACGGAAGCACGGUACUGGGUCGCUUCACUCAACUGGCGAGAGCGGAUGUCGCGCCCCGAGUCGCUGCGUCUGCCGCAGUGGGACAGUCUCGAACCUCUGUACUCGAUGGACUCGCUGCUGGAUGUGGCGCAGGCCAACAUCAAGAAGCCGUGGCGCAUCGAGCAGCUGAUUGCGCGCAUCACCGACGGCAGCCGCUUCAACGAAUUCAAGCCUCUGUACGGGGCCAACACUGUCACGGGCUUUGGCUACGUCGCAGGACAUCCCGUGGGCAUCAUCGGUAACAACGGUGUGCUCAACCCGUCGGAUGCGCAGAAGACGACGCAGUUCAUCAGGCUGGCCAACAACAACAACGUCCCGCUGCUCUUCCUGCACAACAUCUCGGGCUUCAUGGUAGGCCGCGAGUUUGAGGCCGCGGGAAGCAUCAAGUACGGCUCGCUUCUCAUCAACGCUGUUGCCAACUCGCGUGUGCCUCACAUCUCGAUCAUCGUCGGCUCCAGCUACGGCGCGGGCAACUGUGCCAUGUGUGGGCGCGCGUACGACCCUCGCUUCCUCUUCACCUGGCCACAGGGCCGCACCUCGGUCAUGGGCCCGGACGCACUCGCCGGCGUGGUCGACAUGGUGGAGCGCGAGAUCUUCACCCGCAGCGGCAAGCCCAUCGACGAGGCACGCCAGCAGAAGCGCCGAGAAGCCAUGUUCAACAAGGUCUCGACCGAGUCAGACUCGUACUACGCGUCCAGCCGCCUGUUGGACGACGGUAUCAUCGACCCUCGCUCUACGCGCCAAGUGGUCGGUUUCUGCCUCGAGAUCUUUGCUCAGGAGAAGAUCCAGGGCAACCCGGGCUUUGGUGGCGUCUCACGCAUCCAUCUGCUCCACCAUGCUGUGGUGAUCUACACGCUCAGGGCACGCCCAGAUCGACUGCAGGAGCUCUCUUCACAGCAUGCGUCGUUUGCGCGCCGCCCGCAACCCAUUCCUCGCCUCAACAGGACGCGCAUGCUCGGGCUUGAGUCUAGCUACUCGUCCUUCCUCCUCUUCUUCCUCUGCACGUCCCACCGCCGACCUCUGCUCGUGCUCGAAGCGCUGCCGAUCAUCGACAAGGAGCGUGCACAGCGCUUCAGGGACGCUUACAGGCACGACUGGGCGCUGCUCCCCACGGGCAGAGAGGCUGCGUAUCGUCUCGACGCGUGGAAGCUUCUCGCCGGCAAGGAGGCUACCCUCCUAGACCUGCCCACCGACUCUGCUUCCGCUUGA